Messenger RNA from Cyclopterus lumpus (lumpfish), 2694 nucleotides. Its product is annotated as FYN-binding protein 1. Gene Ontology annotation, cellular component: plasma membrane. Lineage: Eukaryota; Metazoa; Chordata; Actinopteri; Perciformes; Cyclopteridae. The transcript has 16 exons. Gene Ontology annotation, biological process: T cell receptor signaling pathway; protein localization to plasma membrane; integrin-mediated signaling pathway. The coding region runs from base 131 to 1807 and encodes 558 amino acids. The record is from RefSeq and is a predicted model, not a curated record. Gene Ontology annotation, molecular function: protein binding.
ACACUGAACUGCAGAGCAUUUCCUCAUUUGCAGUACGUUUGUAACACAGGUCUGUACAGUAGCAUCAGCCUGGAUCACUGCUUGACAUGGAGCACUUUAUCCAUCAUUAAACCAUCACUAAAGACAAAAUAUGGGGGAGAGCGUUGACGUGAAGGCUCUGAGGGCCAGGUUCAACAGCAAGGCCGGCACCUCGGACACCAGCAGCCGAGACAGCGGCUCCCCAAAAUCACCAAGACCUGGGUUCGGGAGACUGAUAAUGCCCCUGACAGAGAACGAUCUAGCUCAUCACAGACUGACUCCUACGGUUCCUCCUCAUCCUCCGACGGCCAGUCCAGGCCUGGUCAGGUCCCCGAGAUUAGAACCGAUGGCAGCCUCCAUCCACUCCAGACCUGCUUCCUUCCCUCGACCGACUCCCAGUCCUGGAAUCAGAGCAUCCAUCCAGCCAGCCGACCCCGGUAAGGUCAAGCUGAAGGGGGAGAUGCUACAGAACAUGAUGCUGAGGCACCAGAGGCCUCCAGGCACCAAAUCAGCCCUGGCUCCAGCUCCCACCUCCACACCUCUACCGCUCCGACAGAGGAGUGCAGUGGAUGUGACCCCGCUGAGGAGGCCACUGCCACCUGAAGGAUCCAUGCCCUUGAAGCCCAAACGGCCUCCCAAUGUCAACCUGGAGCAUUUUCUGAGGUUCAACCGAGGACCGACCCUUCCUGCUCCAAGAAAGAGUGACGCGGGUUCCCCGGGCUCAGAAGCCAGACAGACGUCUUUAGCCACAGUCGUCAGUCCUCCAAAACCGCCACAACGAUCCAACAAACCCAGAGGGCUGCCGCACCAAAUGGCCUCCAUGGACAUUGACGAUAACCAGGACUGCUACGAUGACAUUGCAAGCUUUGACAAGAACGAGUCCUGGAGCGACAACAGUUCACAUUGUAUGGACGGGGACGAUGAUGACGUUUAUGAGUUUAUUGAUGAGGAUCAGGUGGAUCUAAACCAAUUAAAUACUGAGAAGCAAAACAAAAAAGAAGCAAAGAGUCAACAGGCGCAGGAGAAGAAAAAUCAGAUAGAACGUCAGAAACUAGAAAAUGAAUUGAGGAAGAACUUUCAGUUGCAAGGGGAGGUGGAGGUCCUUCAUACAGCCCGAGUCCGGCAUGACUGGCAUGGAGGAGGAAAGCUGGACCUCAGCGUGCAACAAGGAGCGAGCGUGGAGAUCCUCCGAGUUAAGAAUAACCCCGGAGGCAAAUGGUUGGCUCGCUCUUUGAAUGGAAACUAUGGAUACAUCAGUAACACGUGUGUGGAUGUCGAUUACGAAGCAGUGAAGCGCAAAUUGCUUCAGUCCAAAAACAUAGCCGCAUCACAGUUGCCUCCACCAUCGCCAGAUCCCACACUGAUGUUAAAUGUCAAGUCCCACAGCAGCGACAGCAUGCUUCAAUAUGAUGAUGACUAUGAUGAUGUUGAACCCAUCACUGAGGAUUUCCCCCCACCACCGCCUGACAUCAGCAUAGAUCCCAAAGUGGAGAAGGAGUUAAAAAAAAGAUUUAAGUAUGAGGGGCCUCUCAGGGUGCUGCAUACCAUGAUGGUGGAUCCCAAUAGUCUCAUAAAGAAGCCAGGAGGGAAGGAUCUGCACGUGACUCAAGGAGAAGUUGUGGACAUCAUCCAGCUCACCAACACCAAGAAAGCUCUGUGUUGCAACCGGUUUGGAAAAUAUGGUUAUGUGUCCAGAUCUCUUCUUCUUACAAUGGAAGGAGACAUUUACGACGAUGUUGACUAUCCAGGCGACGUCUACGAAAAUGACUCGCUACACACUGGUUAUUGAUAUAUGCCAAACACAACGUAAGACAGAGAGAGAUACACAACUGAAACUAAAAGCUUUAAAGGACUAUAUUAUUAUCCAUCUGGAUACGUAUGUUUACUUGACCCCACCACUAAGUAGCAUUCACUCAAACAGGAUUCAAAGACAGCAGGUUUCCUAUUGCAACUGACGGGAAACAGAAACAAGCUGUCUGGCUCACAAACAAACCAGCUAAAAAUAAAACUAUUUAAAACCGAGGGACAAAAACAGAAAAUAGAGUGAAGAGAGAGAGACUCACACAUACAAACCUCUUGCUGAGAAUACCAAACAGGUCCCCAUUGCAUUGUUUGUCAAACUGCUUGUAUAGAAAAUAAAUACACUAUAACUGUAGCUUUGUGUAUUGCUCGACCUCUGAGAUAAUUUAAAAUACAUUUUACAAGUAAUUGUGUUCCUUUUUUGUCUUUUUGGAAGAAGAAGAACAACACACUUAGCUGGCUGUGUAAUGUUAAAAAUGUCAUGUCCAGGAAACUGUCAUGUUAAGUUAAUCAGUUUCGUGUCUUGUGUCCAUGUUGUCUCGUGAUUUCCUGUUUUAUUUUGAAAGUCAACUCUCCUCUUGUUUCAGGCAACUUGUUCCUUCCCCUGUGUGUUUCUCCUCUGGUCUGAUUGUCUGCCUCGCUCCUGAUUGUUUCCACCUGUGCCCUUACCCUGUGUAUAUAUUGUCUGUCUCCCUUUGUCCUGUGCCAGUUCGUCUUGUCUUUUGUGCCAGAGAACCAGCCCUUUCUAUGCAAUUCGCCAGUUACCAGGUCAUGUUACUUUGCUUUUUCGCUAUUUGCCCAGUUUAGUUUAUUUGCUCAUGUUGAUUUUUCUGUUUGUUUGUUCCAGUUUAUUAAACAGCGAUUUUUUUGUUGUAA